GUCACAUGCGCAGUUUCUGUUGUCCCGUGACGCUUUUGAACAAAUAAUAGAGGGACGAGGCGUGUCAUGGCUGCUCUGUUGUUACAGGGUGGCACAUCUUUCUCAGCAUCCAACUCUCGGGACAGCUCUCAGCUUAGUCCACUGGCCUUCUGCGGUCACACUUUGUCCGAGUGACUUGGGACAUCUCUACCAGAAACACACCGUAGACGCAGCGGGGCUCGGUGGACCGCAAAAACAAGGAGUUUUCAAGCAGGAAGCUGGUGAAACUAUCUCGAGGGAGGUUCCUCGAGGGCAAGUGGACUAAUCUGAAGCUCUUCUUAGCAGCCAUGUCAAAUGAACGCACCCGUCUGGUUACUUCAGGGGCGUGUGGUCUUUCCGUGACCACACUGGCAUGUGGCGAAGCAUGCGACACAGCAUCGGACACCGCACCCGAGUCCGACUCUGGGACACCAAGUAACGAUCCUCGACAACUGAAUACCUUUUUUGGAGUGAUGGUGCCGACCAUCCUCUCCAUGUUCAGCAUUGUGCUGUUCCUGCGAACAGGGUUUGUGGUUGGUCAUGCGGGGUUGUUACAGGGUCUUUUAAUGGUGGUUGUAGCCUACACAAUUAUAUCUCUUACCAUACUGUCCAUCUGUGCUAUUUCCACCAACGGCGCUAUACAAGGCGGUGGAGCCUACUACAUGAUAAGUCGGUCUCUGGGCCCAGAGUUUGGAGGAAGCAUCGGUCUGAUGUUCUUCCUUGCCAAAGUGUUUGCAUGUGGAGAGUAUGUUCUUGGUCUUGUGGAGGCCCUACUUGAUGUAUUUGGUUCAGAUCCUGAGUCGGGAGUUUCUGAGGGGGUGCGGGUGCUUCCCCAGGGUUACUGGUACGCAGUGCUGUACUCCUCAGUGGUCCUUCUGCUGUGCCUGCUUGUGUGUCUGGUGGGCGCCCACAUCUACUCCCGCACCGCCUUUGUCAUUCUGCUGGUGGUCACUGUAUCCUUGCUGUCCAUCUUCAUUAGUUUUGUAGCAGUCAGACCUCGUACAUUUGUCAUCACCCACCAGGGACCUGACAACCACACCCUCCGCUACAAUACCAGCUACACGGGCUUCAACGCUACCACACUGAAGAGCAACCUGGGCUCUGGUUACUCUUUGGACUACAGCACCAACUCGGUCAUGUCUUUUGCCACCGUGUUUGCUGUCAUGUUCACCAGCUGCACUGGGAUCAUGGCCGGAGCCAACAUGUCAGGGGAGCUGAAGACUCCGAGUGUUUCCAUCCCUAAAGGCACCAUUGUAGCCGUCUUGUACACAUUCACAGUAUACGUCCUGCUCUUCAUCUUCGUCGGCGCCACCUGUGACAGGACCCUGUUGAUUCAGGAUUAUGGGUUUUUCCAGAGAAUAAACAUCUGGUCGCCGUUCGUCACUAUCGGGAUAUACUGUGCCUCUCUGUCAGCGGCGAUGUGUGCUUUGAUUGGAGCAUCCCGCAUCCUCCAUGCUCUUGCUCUGGAUAAAGUCUUUGGUCUGCCUUUAGCCCCAGCUGCCAUCACAUCCAGCUCAGGGAAUCCGUGGGUGGCGGUGCUGUACACCUGGGGUCUGGCACAGUGUGUAGUGUUUGCAGGCCAGCUCAAUGCAAUAGCAAGUCUAGUGACAGUUUUCUACUUGCUUGCCUAUGCUGCAGUUGAUCUGGCCUGUCUGGCACUUGAGUGGGCAUCGGCACCAAAUUUCAGACCAACCUUCCAGUUCUUCUCCUGGCACACCUGCCUGCUGGGGAUUCUGAGCUGUUUAGUCAUGAUGUUCGUCAUUAAUCCUGUAUACUCCUCAGGCAGCAUUGUCCUCCUGUUGCUGCUGCUGCUCUUCCUCCACUUCAGAUCACCCACCAGCAGCUGGGGCUAUAUCAGCCAGGCUCUCAUUUUCCAUCAGGUGCGCAAGUAUCUGCUGAUGCUGGAUGUGAGGAAAGACCACGUGAAGUUCUGGAGGCCACAGGUGUUGUUGAUGGUGGCCAACCCUCGCUCUUCCUGUCAGUUAAUCCUGUUUGUGAACCAGCUAAAGAAGGGAGGACUGUAUGUGUUGGGCCAUGUGCAGCUGGGAGAUCUGGACACUCUGCCAUCAGACCCGGUCCAGCAGCAGUAUAACUUCUGGCUGAGCCUAGUUGAUAAACUCGGGGUGAAGGCCUUUGUAGACCUGACAUUGUCUCCCUCAGUCAGACAGGGGACACAGCAUCUGCUCCGCAUCACAGGCCUAGGUGGGAUGAAGCCGAACACACUGAUUUUGGGUUUCUAUGACAGCAGCACUCCAGAUGACUACUUUCUACAAGAUAGUGCAUUCUGUGAUUCAUCAAUAGGACAAAAUAGCCAGGAUGAAUAUAAUUUUGGAGUUGACUUGCCUUCGCUACAUGCCCAUUUCCCCCCUGUCCGACAUGUUGAGAACCCACGCUGGCUAUCGCCAGAGGAAUAUGUUGGGAUAAUUUCUGAUGCCAUUAAAAUGACCAAGAACGUGUGCCUUGGUCGCUAUUUCUUCCAGUUAGAGGGAGAGGGUAAAGACAGUAAGGUCAAUGGAUCAGAGCGGAUGAUUGAUGUGUGGCCUCUCAACCUGCUCCAGCCAGGCAGCCGGGAUUAUGAGGACGUGUGCAGCCUCUUUCUGCUGCAGAUGGCCUGUGUGCUCAACAUGUCUAACAAAUGGCGCCAUGCGAGAAUGAGAGUCUUCCUUAAUGUGGAGACUAAGUCCAGUGACCAGAGCUGGGUGGUCAACGAAGAGACUUUUCGAGAAUUGCUGAGGAAGCUGAGGAUCAGGGCAUCGAUAAAGAUCGUGCCAUGGGACUCUGUUGUACAGCACCACACUAGGUCAGAUGCCUCGCCCUCUGCAGAGGCAAUGCAAGAUCUGUCUGAGGAAUUUUUGUCUGCGGUGAACUCUAUGUUGAUGGAACAUAGCUCACAAGCUGCUGUUCGCUUCCUGUAUUUACCUCGACCUCCUGCUCACCACAGCCACUCACAGCAGUACUUAGCUCAGCUAGAAGCAGUGACCAGUGGUUUAGGACCAACACUCCUGAUUCAUGGUGUAACCCCAGUAACAUACACUGAUCUCUGACCAUGUGCAGUCAGUUUUGUCAUUAAAUAUUGUAAACGCAGCAAGUCUUGUUUAAGUGUACUCUGGUUACAUGUAAAACCAACCAAAACUGUAAUGGAGAUUGGAUGCUAAAACGCUGUAUGUAGCACCAGCUACAAUACUUUGACCUAAUGCAGCAUUUUUUGUCCUUUUACAGAACCUUUAGAAAAGGACCACAGUCAAGUGCAUUUUUUAAAAUAUGCCACUUAUUUUCCCAUUUUCAUAUGCUUUAAUUGUCUUGAUGAUGGAGCCAAGAAGUGGAGGAAUAUUAAGUUAUACUUUAUGUUGGUAUAACCUCUUGUUCAUGAUGUGCUCGAUCCUGUGUUUCCUGUUCUAGGAUCGAUUCUCAGAUUAAAAGAUUGACAUCUAAACUCAGUCACUUGAGGUAGCCUAAAUGUAGAUUUUAUCAUCACCAGGGGACACAGUAGGAAGAUAUUACCUGGAUAGUCUACCUGGUUGAUAGGAUCCUUCCACCCGUCCUAGUCAUACUCAGAUUACUGCUCUGUAAAUGCAUGAGCCAGUGAGAAUCAGAAAAACUUUAUUAAUCUCCGCAGAGAAAUAGCUUUGUAACAGUUGCUCAAGAUUGUGGAAGUUGUAGUCUAUGAUUAUACAAGAAAUACCAUUUGAGUACAGUGAACUCAUUGUCAUGUUCAAGAAACCAGUUUGAGAUAAUUUUAGCUUUGUGACAUAGUGUAUUAUCCUGCUGGAAGUAGCCACCAGGUUAUGGGUACACUGUGGUCAUAAAAGAAUGGACAUGGUCAGCAGCAUACUCAGUUAGGCUGUGGCAUUUAAAUGAUGCUCAGUUGGUACCAAGGGGCCCAAAGUGUGCCAAGAAAAUAUCCUUCACGCUACCACCAGCAGCCUGAACCAUUGAUACAAGGCAGGAUGGAUCCAUGCUUUCAUGUUGUUUACACCAAAUAUUUCCUUUUUUUUUUUUAUUGACCAACUUUGGUGAGCCCUUGCAAAUUGUAGCCUCAUUUGCCUCUUCUUAGCGGACAGGAAUUGCAUUCGGUGUAGUCUUCUGCUGCUGUAGCUCUUCUGCUUCAAGGUUUGACAUGUUGUGUGUUCGGUUGUAACAUGCCAUUAUUUGAAUUACUGUUGCCUUUCUAUCCCAGUAAAUUUUAUGAGAUACUCGGACCCACCUGUCUGGCAUCAACAACCAUGCCACGUUCGAAGUCACUCAAAUCAUCAUUCUUCCCCAUUCUGAUGCUCGGUUUGAACUUAAGCAAGUCUUCCUGACCAUGUCUACAUGCCUUAAUGCACUGGGUUGCUGCCAUGUGAUUAGCUGAUUAGGUACAUGUUAAUGAACAGGUGUACCUAAUAAAGUGGCUGCUGAGUAUAGAAAGGUCUAUAUGUCAUUUCAGGGAUGAGAUUUCAUGUUAAAUGUCGAUGGAAAAAACAUUCCUGUUCAGUAUUGUCAAUUAUUAACAGUUCUUUUAAAACUCUUCUGAAUAUUUGUUGCUUGUUGCAUUUCCACUGGUUGAUGAACUGAUUACGUUUCUGAGCUAAAUUAAGUUCUGGUUUUUGUUUUUUUUUACUCACUUAUGGAAACAUGUUUGCUUUCGCUAUUAAAUGUGUAUUUCCAGUUGUUACAACUGGAACCAUUUUUUGCAUUGCCUCUGAAUGAUAAAUGGCAUUUGUUGCUGUUGUAUGUGCAAACUUAAAAA
This is a messenger RNA of Monopterus albus (swamp eel), 4747 nucleotides long. It is a transcript of the gene slc12a9, whose product is annotated as solute carrier family 12 member 9. Gene Ontology annotation, cellular component: membrane. Gene Ontology annotation, biological process: chloride ion homeostasis; chloride transmembrane transport; cell volume homeostasis. The coding region runs from base 327 to 3062 and encodes 911 amino acids. The record is from RefSeq and is a predicted model, not a curated record. Gene Ontology annotation, molecular function: potassium:chloride symporter activity. Lineage: Eukaryota; Metazoa; Chordata; Actinopteri; Synbranchiformes; Synbranchidae. The transcript has 15 exons.